Brassica napus (rape) is the source of this 1234-nucleotide messenger RNA. Its product is annotated as probable lipid desaturase ADS3.2, chloroplastic. The coding region runs from base 52 to 1113 and encodes 353 amino acids. Gene Ontology annotation, cellular component: endoplasmic reticulum membrane. Gene Ontology annotation, biological process: lipid metabolic process. Gene Ontology annotation, molecular function: oxidoreductase activity, acting on paired donors, with oxidation of a pair of donors resulting in the reduction of molecular oxygen to two molecules of water. The transcript has 5 exons. Lineage: Eukaryota; Viridiplantae; Streptophyta; Magnoliopsida; Brassicales; Brassicaceae. The record is from RefSeq and is a predicted model, not a curated record.
UUGGGUACGCAUGUAAAAGCAACAACUUCAAAAAACCUAUACUAAGGAACCAUGGUGUCUCUAUGUACAACACUCAAACCGCUUUCUCCUUUUUCACCAUUUGUUAAACAAGGUAACCUUAACUAUACUAGUGCCUUGUUGACUUAUCGAACAUCCAACUCUGCAAACUCAUUUUUGCCCAAACGAGGAGGAACCGUAGCUGUUCAUGAUGCACCGGACCAGGUCGAGAGCUCCUGCAGAAUACCCUUGACGGAGGUUGUGGCGGUGAGAAAGAAGAGUGCAUUUUGGGAAAGGAGUUGGAGUUCUAGGGACGUGAGAAAUGUAGUCGUAUUGGGUGGUGUCCAUUUGCUGAGCCUCUUCGCUCCAUUGUACUUCAGUUGGGCGGCUUUUAGGCUUUUUGUUUGCCUCCAUCUCACCAUUGGGAUGUGCAUCGCCUUGUGUUAUCAUAGGAAUCUUUCUCACCGAAGUUUCGAUCUACCAAAAUGGCUCGAGUUUAUCUUCGCUUAUGGUGGCAUUCUUGCUUUUCAGGGAGACCCAAUAGAGUGGGUGAGCAACCAUCGGUACCAUCAUAAACAUUGUGAUACACAACGUGACCCACACAGCCCUACACAAGGGUUUUGGUUUGGUCACUUCACUUGGUUAUUUGAUUCCGGUUCUAUCCUCAAAAAGUGUGGUGGAGAGGAGAAUGUAAAUGACCUUGUGAGGGAGCCCUUCUAUCGGUUUCUUCAGCGAACCUUACCUUUGCAUCUGAUAGCUUAUGGCUUUCUCCUCUAUAUUUGUGGAGGGAUGCCCUACCUCGUCUGGGGAAUUGGUGUGGCAACUGUAGUUCGACUCCACGGGACUCUUCUGGUGAACUCAGUUUGCCAUACAUGGGGAACACGAGCUUGGAACACACCUGACGUCUCCAAAAACAAUUGGUGGGCAGCGAUUAUAACAAUUGGAGAGGGAUGGCAUAACAACCAUCAUGCGUUUGAGUUCUCGGCCAGGGUGGGACUCGAGUGGUGGCAGCUUGACGUUACUUGGUGUCUCAUUUGUUUUCUCGAGGCUAUUGGUUUGGCCACUAAUGUAAAGUCACCUACUGAAGCUCAAAAGAAGAUAAUGUCCUUGGUCUGAUUAUCCUUAAGUUCUUACAUAAAUUAUCUUCUUAACUUGUAAUAUUCUAUCAAACUUUGUAACCAUGAUGUACCGUCAAUUUAUUCAUCAUCAAUUAAAAUUAUAAAGUCAUAAAUCUUAA